Molecule: messenger RNA, 1276 nt
Organism: Scophthalmus maximus (turbot)
Lineage: Eukaryota; Metazoa; Chordata; Actinopteri; Pleuronectiformes; Scophthalmidae
Exons: 4
Coding region: 97-717 (206 amino acids)
Biological process (GO): adaptive immune response
Cellular component (GO): membrane
Molecular function (GO): signaling receptor activity
Source: RefSeq, a predicted model, not a curated record
ACACACACACACACACACACACGCACACGCACACGUUUCCUACUGAAGUGGUAAAUUUCAAGUAAACUCUGUGUGAGAGUCGGAGUCAUAGUCAGUAUGUCUGUUUUCUGGCUUAAGCUCGUAACCAUGUUUUGUUUCUCCUGCAUGACCCUGAGUGACCCAGAAAGCAAAGGAGUGGUAUGGAGAAAAGCUGGAGAAGCCAUCACUAUCCAGUGCAGUACGUCAGAUGUGGCCGUAGAAUACCUUCAUUUGUAUAAGGGUCUCAGUGAGGAGCUUCAAGUUGUUUUUAAGGACCGUCAGUCAGAAAGCCCUAACAUUGCAUUCAGAGACAGACUUCAGACCAAUGCAGCUUUUCCCGACGUGGACAUUUUCAUCAGGAACUUGACCUCUACUGACACAGGACCCUACUGGUGCAUGUACAAAAAGUUUGAUGGGGUGCUUGGCAAGCUCAUCAAGACGAAGGGCAGAGGAUCCGUGCUCCUGGUGGUGGCAGAAGAGAGUGGUGAAUCUGCAAGGGGGAACCAGGAGUGUGAGAUGAAACAUCAGAAGCUGGUCCUGGUGUCUGUUGUGAUCACUGCUGCUGUGCUGUUUGCCUUCAUCAUGUGCGCCUUCAUAUGGAUCAUCCUCAAGACCAAGACUUCGUGCACCACAGUGAAACCAAGACGUCAGGCCACCAAUGAUGUUUAUGAAGACAUGCGAAGCACGCUCAGACGCUGAAGACGUCCCUGACCAACCUGAAACUGCAUAAACUCUGCACCGCGGAGGUAAAAGUGCAAUGUUAUGCAACUCGGCAUGUUUUCCGACAUGCUCUUGUAUCUCUUCUGACCUUGUGCAUGUCUGCUUGUCUGUAAGUGAAGUGCAGUACAGACGGUAAGGUGCAUAAUGUGCAAAAAGGUACAAUGUGGGAAGGUGUAUAAAAAUCACAUAAUAUUACUCCACAACUUUGGAAGUAGAAGAGCAGACUGUUCUUGUUCACUAGGCACAAAUGUCACAGUUUGGCUUGUCUUUUAAUACAAUGUAUUUCUAAUGCAAAUGUCUUCUUUAAUUUCCGUAAUUUCUAAUACUUUUGUUACUUUUUAAAAUACCUCUUAUACCCUCAGACCUGCAAAUGAUUUAUUGUAUUAACAGAAGCAGCGUACAUCUGAUCAUAUCAUAUAAGAUGGAUGCUAUGUAUUGUAAAAAAAAUAAAAAAUAAAGUGUAUAUAACUGCAAUUUGCCAUCUCCAUAUAUAAAACAAUAAAAAUGUUGGUAUGUGCUGCCAUGUUUGACACAAUCA